Messenger RNA from Equus caballus (horse), 647 nucleotides. It is a transcript of the gene AAMDC, whose product is annotated as adipogenesis associated Mth938 domain containing. Gene Ontology annotation, biological process: positive regulation of fat cell differentiation. NCBI's taxonomy places the organism in Eukaryota, Metazoa, Chordata, Mammalia, Perissodactyla, Equidae. The record is from RefSeq and is a predicted model, not a curated record. Gene Ontology annotation, cellular component: cytoplasm.
GGAAGCGGGGUAGGGAGGCGGGCUGGAAGCUAGGGGGCGGGACUUUUUAGGAACGGUGACCAAUAGACUCGGAGGGGGAGGGGCUUAGGGGAAGUCUAGCCGAAAGGCCUACUUGGGGCGGGGCGAGUGUGGGGAGCGCCUGGCCGUGAGACCAGGAGCAACCGAGGUACGAGGUAAAGCACGGAGCCGUUGGGGAUUGCCACUCGCGGAGAAGCGGGCGUUGGAGUUCAGUUAAGUUCCAUAUGUCUUCCCCUGAAAUUGCUUCCCUCUCAUGGGGGCAAAUGAAAGUACAAGGCUCUACUAAAACCUAUAAGGACUGCAAAGUGUGGCCAGGGGGAAGUCGGGCUUGGGAUUGGAGAGAAACAGGAACUGAGCAUUCUCCUGGUGUGCAGCCUGCAGAUGUGGAGGAAGUUGUCCAGAAGGGUGUGCAGACCCUUGUGAUUGGCCGAGGGAUGAGUGAGGCCUUGAAGGUGCCUCCAUCAACUGUGGAGUACCUCAAGAAACAAGGCAUUGAUGUGCGAGUCCUCCAGACAGAGCAGGCAGUGAAGGAGUAUAACGCCUUGGUUGCCCAAGGUGUCAGAGUGGGAGGGGUCUUCCAUUCCACCUGCUGAUGGAGCCUUAAGAGAAUAAAUCACUAAGCAGCCAUG